AAUUAUGAUACGGAAACUACCGAGUUUCAACGAAUGCAUUUACCUGUACGACUUUGUGCGUGUGUCAUAGUAAACUGUAUAAAAAAAGUGACUAAAGAAACGAACUGUUUGAAUUCAAUCAAAUUGGAGUAUUGUUUAAUUAUAGAAUGCGGAAAUUCAGUCUUCAAAUUUAAAAGGCAUAUGAUGAAAAUCAGAAAGAAAUAUGAUGACAGUUCUAUCCAAGAUAUGGUUGUUUCUUAUUUUUCUUUGCAGUCUUUUCCCUUUGCCCAUCUUUAGUCAAGAAUUCUUAGAAAUCACAUCAGAAAUCACUAGCAAUCAAAAACAACCAAAAGCUGGCUAUUUGGAAGUACUUGACUCCACUGUAGUUCUCUUGUUACUUACAGCUCGAGGCUCGGGACUUCUGCAGUAUGUUUGGACAAGAAAUGAUUCUGUCAUUAAGAACUCUACAGAAAGUCAAAUGAUCUUAGGGAUCACUAACUUCAACCAUUCUGGAGUUUACAGAUGUAUAGUUCAAAAUAGUGUUGGCUCAGUUAGAAGUUUGCCAUUUUAUCUAACAGUAAAAGAACUUGGACUGUUUCCACAAAAUCCAAACCAGACUGUGAGCAUCCAAGAAGGCAGAUAUGCAGUGCUACGCAUGCCCACAAUAUCCUACAUAUCAGACUCAGCCUUAGUUGACUGGCUGGUAGAUAGCUAUCUGGGCACUAAGUAUGUUACCACAAGUAAAGACUUAGUGCUCUUAAAUGUCCAGGCAUCCAGCAGUGGGACAAAGUUUCAAGUCAGAGUCACUCACAUAUCAUCUACAGUCACUACAACAAACAGCAACUUUUUUAUUUUGAGUAUAGCUCCCAGCACUUCUAGUAUUCCUUUAGAGUUUGUUAUCAAGCCACAAAAUAAAACAGCUAGACAAGGUGAUGAAGUGAAAUUUGAAUGUGUUGUCAAUGGACCAUCUUUCAGCAGCAUAAAACUGUCAUGGUACUUGGUUAAUGGACAGUCCAGCACCCCAUUGUCAGCAUCAGACAAAUAUUUAUUUGAAGAGGAAAAUAGGUUGCUGACCAUUAAGUCAUUAACUCUAGCUGAUGCCGGCACUUACGAAUGUAAUGCUUCUGCACCUUCUUUGCCUAGCCAAGCUGAAAGAGCCAUCCUUUCUAUAAUUGUUCAACCAUCCGUAUCCAUUGACCCCAGCAGUUCGAGCAUAAAGAAAGACUUUCAAAAUCCAUUCUCUCUCUCGUGUCUUGGCCAAGGCCUCCCUUCCCCUCAGAUCACCUGGUACUUUAAUGGAAGAAAGGCGGAAGAUUUGAACAGUACAGGUGUCCAGGUACUUGCUAAUGGCACCCUAUCAAUAUCAAGUGUUGACUUGCCAGACUCAGGUAUUUAUCAAUGUGUUGCAGUUAAUUCUGCUGGAGAAAGUACCAAGAGCACUCUUUUGACUGUGAAUAGUGCUCCACCUUCUAUAUUAGAGGCUCCCAAGAAUGCCACAGUGGCUGAAUUUCUGGACACAGGAUUUACAUGUAAGGUGAUUGGUGGACCAUUGCCUGAUGUAUACUGGACUAAAGAUGGUGUCAACUUGACUAUAGGUGGACGGAUAUGGUUUACAAAUGGUCAGCUUUUAAUUGGAGGAUCCCAGUUGACCGACUCUGGUUCCUAUAAAUGUAUCGCUGUCAACACCAAAGGAUCAGUUUCAGCGAGUGCUACUUUAACUGUUAUAAUAAAAACACAAAUCAUUAAACCUCCACAAAAUAUGUCCAGAAUUCUUGGUACAGAUGCCUUGUUAGAUUGUGGCGUUCGCAAGGACCCAACAGUGGUCCCCAUAUGGACAUGGUUCUUCUACAAAUCUCCAGAUUUUAUUAAACAAGAAAUAAAUGGCAGCCGAUAUAACAUCUAUCCCAAUGGAUCCCUUUCUAUCUUGGGCCUGGUGGGUGCAGAUACUGGCAGAUAUGAGUGUGUUGUUCAGUCACUUGGAGGCAAUGACAACAAGUCUGCUAUUCUUAAGGUUAUAGAUACACCAAGUGCUCCAUUAAUCACUGCUGUUGUGCUUAAUAAUGUGAUCCCUAAUAGUGUUGUCAUAAACUGGACCCUGAGUUAUGAUGGAGACACUGACAUUAUUAAAUUCACCAUACAGAGUCGACUGGAGUCUUCUUCUGGCACUGGCUCUGACAAUCCAUGGAACACCAUAAAUAAUGCAGUUUCCCCAACCUUGCGAUCUUCUAUAGUCUUAAAUCUGACCCCAUCCAAGUAUUAUAGAUUUAGAAUGACAGCUGUCAAUCAAGUGGGAGAGAGUGUUCCCAGCAAUCCUGCUCCAGCUCAAGCCAUUAAAAUGCCAGCUCAGCCUCCCAGUGAAUCUCCCAAAAAUUUGUUUUGUAAGACCGGAGGGGAACAAGAAAUUAUUGUCCAGUGGGACGCUCCUCCUGAGUCUUCAUGGAAUGGAGAAUUGUUUGGAUACCUCAUCUAUUACAAGGUUGAUGCUUUUAGCGAUGAAACUGAAAAGAUUCAGAAUGUCACAACUAAGGAUGCACGCCAGACAACCAUUAGUUAUCUCUCUUUUAACAGGAGGUAUCGCAUCAGAAUGGCGGCUUAUAAUGAGAAAGGCCCUGGAGUUAACACUUCAGAUUUUUAUGUGACCACACUACAGGGCAAACCAAGCUCCCCACCUCUAAAUGUUGUUCUAAGUUCACCAACCUCUACAAUAAUUCAGGUACUCUGGGAUCCUCCCCCUUCUAUCGAAUUAAAUGGGGUCAACAAAGGUUAUGACAUAGAAAUAAAACAAGGAGGGAUCCUGUACAGGAGUGAGUUUGUGAUGUUUGAUGAGAUGAACCCAACUGGACGACAGGCUUACAACAUCACAAACCUACUCAAGUAUACUCAGUAUGACAUCAGACUUGCUUGCAGAACUGAGGCUGGAGCUGGUCCACAAAGUCCUACACAGUCUUACAGGACAAUGGAAGAUUUACCUGGGCCUGUUUCUGAUUUAAAAAUUGACAACAUCAGAGAUAAGUCACUCAGAAUUAACUGGCAGCCUCCUUUGGAACUUAAUGGCAUUAUUACAGGAUACAGAAUCACAUACAGAGUCAAAACACAAAACCAAUCUACAGUAAUUGAUCGUAGUGCUGAUACCUUGUCCCAUGCAUUGAAUGAUCUUCUGUAUGCAACUACCUACGUCAUUUCUGUGCAAGCUAAAACAAGUAUAGGCCCUGGGUAUCCCAGAACCACAGAGAUAGACUCUGGUGUUCCUCCUGAACUACCUGGGCCUCCUAGAAGUUUGGCCGUGACCAAUAUAGAAGCUAGAACUGUUUUGCUUCAGUUUUUCCCUGGAUUUGAUGGACAUACCUUGAUUACCUUAUGGAUAGUGCAGGCCCAAACUGAUGCAAGUGCUGACUGGGUGAAUAUAUACAACCUGAGUGACCCAACGGCAACACAGAUUCUAGUGAAGAACUUACUGCCCUAUACCAAGUACAGGCUGCGCAUCAUUGCUCAGAACAUUGUGGACAAGAGUGAACCUAGUGAACCCUGCAUUCAGUUCCAGACCAAUCAGGCUGCACCAGGUGUUCCCCCUCAGGAUGUUACUCCUAGAGCUAUUAGUUCUACUGCUAUAAGAGUGCGAUGGAGACAAAUACCUCGUACAGAGUGGAACGGAGAUUUUCUGGGAUACAGAAUUCGUUAUCGGCGUUGGAGCAAGGAUGUUAAUCCUAACACCACCUCUUCAGCAGAUCUACUUCUAGUCCAGCAGCAAACUUGGACAACUGUGGAGCUGAGCAAUGGCAGCAGCAUUCAAGAAUAUAUUUUGAGCAGCCUUGAAGAGUGGAUGGACUACCAGAUAGAAAUGACCUCCUACAAUGCUGUAGGCUCUAGUGCCUCUAGCCCUACAAUGUCAGAGAGGACAGAAGAAGAUGUACCUAAAACUAGUCCUGCUAACUUGUUGUUGGCAACCAUAAACUCAACUAGUAUAAAGGUCAGCUGGUCAGCACUGCCAAUCCUGGAACAAAAUGGUAACAUCAGAGGCUACAAAGUCAUCUACAAAAUCAGCUCAGUCAAUGCUCAGUCAGAAACUGUCCAGUUAGAUGGCAGCUCAACUCUAAAUGUAACUUUGACAAAUCUCAAAAAGUACACAGAAUAUGAAAUCCAAGUCCUAGCCUUUACUAGAAUGGGGGAUGGAGCACGCAGCACUGCAUUGGUUAAAAGAACAGCUGAAGAUGUUCCUGGUCCGCCUGUGAUCAUCUAUUUCCCACAAGUGUCUGACAACUCUGCAACUAUUGUGUGGCAGGCUCCUGAAGAGCCCAACGGUGUGAUCAUCAAGUACAAGGUGUCUUACAAGCAGAGAGAUCAGCCUGACACUGUCUUUGAAAGCAAUGCUGUGGAGAAGCCAAAUAAUGAGUUUAAUAUGACAGUAACUGGACUGUCCAGAGAGACCUAUUAUGUAUUUGCUGUGACUGCCAGGACACAAAAUGGCUGGGGUGAAACAGCCAAAGUGGAUGUUUUCAUUAUUGCCAACAGAGAUCGACCUGAUCCACCUACUAAUUUGAGAAUAGACUCCUCUGAAAUCCUGGCUAGGUCAGUGACAAUAAUCUGGAAGGCUGGCAAUGACAACUAUGGGCCAGUAAGAAACUUUACUGUACAGUACAAGAAAAAAGAUGAAGAUUGGAAGACAGUGCCUCAAGCAAUCAAACCACAGUUAGCAUCUUAUACUGUCACAGGACUUUUGCCCAACUCUUUGUAUACAUUUAGAGUGGCUGCUACCAAUGAUGUUGGUACUAGUGGCUAUAGUAGUGCAUCUAAUGAAAUCUAUACUUUACCAGACAAACCCGAUGGUGCUCCACAGAAUGUCAAGGUAAUGGCUGUGACUCAGACAUCAAUCAGGAUCACUUGGGAUCCACCACCAAACUCAACCUGGAAUGGAUUACCCUUAUCUGACAUUGUUCAAUUCCGGGAAGAAGGGGCAGUGGCAUUUAGAGAAGACUCCAUCCCUUUUGGCCUGUACACUGCAACCCUGCAAGGGCUGAUCAUUGGCCUUAAAUAUGAAAUCCAAAUCAUGACGGCCAACACCGUUGGACGUGGCCCACCAAGUACACUUCAGGUCUUCCGAGUCGGAGAUGUUGCCCCAGCAGCUGCACCUAUGAAUGUAAUGAUGUUUAACAGAAGUUCAACCACUUUAGAAAUAACCUGGCAACUUCCACCUGCUGGUACAACAAAUGGAGAGCUCAUUGGCUACAAGAUACUGUAUUGGUUAUCACCCACUGGGACUUGUGAGGCAACAGGCAGCUCUGUACAGAUGUCAGUCACAGAACUUAGAUUGCUGGUUACUGGACUCCAGCCCUACACCACUUAUUGUAGUACUGUUCAGGCUGUCAAUAUUGCAGGAGAAGGUCCUAAAAGCAGUGUAACUAAAAUCAUAACUUCAGAAGACCUUCCUGGACCCCCUGAAAAUAUCAAGUUUCAAAACAUUACUUUGAGAGAGUUGACAGUGUUAUGGAGCCCACCAAAAGUUCCAAAUGGAAAAAUAACAUUCUAUACUCUUCAGUAUUAUGCUGUGAUAGAUGACCAAAAAACAGAUAUUUCCACUAUAAGAAUUCCUGGCACAGAAACUCAGCAAUAUGUGAAUGAUCUACUGGAGAAUCAAACUUACACAUUUUCUUUAUCUGCCAAUACAAGUAUUGGCAGGGGAGCAGCAUAUGAAUCAAAAAUUGUCCCAGGACCUCAGCCAGGUUCACCUGAUGCCCCAUUGAAACCGGAAGUGACCUACAAAUCAAAGGUCAUCUAUUUCACCUGGCAGAAUCAGAAACCAGGAUUGUCCCCAAUCUAUGCUUAUAAAUUGUAUUACCAAGAAGAUGGUGAAUCUGGGAAAUGGCUUUUCUUUCUGGAUGUGAACCGACCUGAGCCUUCUGCCCAGAUAUCAGAGAAUGACUUAAAGCCUAACACUGGCUAUUACUUCAGUGUCAGAGCCAUCAACUCAGUGGGCAUCAGCCGACCCAGCCCACCUUCUGAGUUGUACAACACUCCCAGUUAUGCUGUGAUAAGUAAACAGGCCAUUGCACCAUUCCACACCCAGUGGUGGUUCCUGGUGAUUGUGGCCCUUGGUGGUGUUGUCAUCAUCUUGUUGAUCAUCACAUUUUUAUGUUGCUUUGAGAAGAAGAGACGGAAACAAAAUGAAAUGAAGCGGUCAACAACUUCCACCACCGUCAUGUCGGCAACGCCUGAGCCAGAGGAAGGAGGGUUUCCUUCCAUGGAGCUACGUCAGUCUCGUAGAAGUGUCAAUAGGCUGGGCAAUAACAAAACACAAAAUGGCACUCUGACAAGGUCACCCCCAAGACCAAGUCCAGCAAGCGUUAUCUACUCAGAGAGUAUUCCUCCCAUGGCUGCAGGUGCUACUGCUAGAAAACGAACUGCAUCCGAUGAAAGUUCUGUUCUGUCUGAGAAGCCAUCUAAUAUAGGAGACUCUUCAGAUGAAGAGACAAGUCUCAGUGAUAGCAGUAGCAUUGAUUCUAUUGCCAAGGCUCCAGUCCCUGCAUCACCACCGCCCCCAGCAUUCAGCAGCCAGUACUCACGCAGUACAAGCAACAACACUAGCAUUGUGGCGGGCCCCAGCACCAGCCGCAAUGUGAACAAAAAUCAAAAUCCCUCUUGGCGCUUUCAGAGCCAACAAAACAAUGCCUACACCUACACAGACAGUGAGGCAGACAGCAGCCAUUAUGCUUUCAGUCUGACUAAUGGCAAUAUUGUUGUCAACAAUGUGGCUGGAGCAAGGACUCCUUUAUCAGGAUUUUCAUCUUUUGUAUGAUGUUUUGUAAUUAGUCACUGCCUGUGCCUGUGAUGCCUGGGCUGGGAGCUGAUUGAUGAUACUGAAUAUAGCCAGCCAGUCAAAGUUUCAUUUGUGAUAAAGCAAAGAAAAUAGUCAGUGACUCUGUUCUGGUUGGACUCAUUUUUUUUUUUUAAAGUGAUAUAAUUUGAAAAGACUUAGAACACAGGGUUUAUGUGUUAUUUAUUUCUACAUUCCAAUUCAAUGGACAAAUCAGGAAAUAUUGGGGUUGAUUUGAUCUACAUUCCUAGGAACUGACAGGCAUCACCACAAGUGCUUGCAUCCAUUUUGUGACAUUGUGGUGUAUUCGACCUCAUUCUGCCUUUAUGUUAUAUAUAUUCUGCCUCAGUGAAGAUAUUUUCUGCCACCCAGUUUGAUGAUUUGGUGGGAAAUAACUUAUAUUAACUUAUAUAAACUUCUAUCAUUUUUAUAUAUAAUCUGCAGCUCUUUUUAGAACUGACAUUUUGGCCUGUGUUCCAGUCAGUAAUAAUAUGUAGCAAGACUUUUGGAUUAUGAAAAGAAAAACUUGUACAAAGCAAUAAUUAAUAGCAUAAGCUCGGAAUUCUCAAGUUUUAGAUUUUGUGCCUUGACAAGUCAGAAGUGCUCUUCCACUCCCCUCAACUGAUGCACUGAUUUACUGCUUCUAAUAGAUUAUAAAGCAGUGAUUAUUAUCUGAAUUUCUUCCUUAUGAGAACUUAAAACCUCAUAGAGGAAACUUAAUGGCUUAUGAGUUUUAAUGAAAUGGGGAAAUACAUUUUUUCCAUAACCCAAACACUAAUUUGAAAGGACAAACUAAUUACAUGUCUCAAAUCUAUAAAACAAAAUCACACUGUGUAAUAAUAGAAAAUUUUGUCUGCAUUAAUUUUUGCCUUACCAAAAUGGCAGUGACUGCAUAAAUAUGUAUUAUUUGUUCUAUUUUCACUUCCCUUGCCAGUUAAUACAAUAUCCUUGUAGAUAGAAGUUUUAUUCAUAGAAAAUUGUAUUGCUCUAACACAGUGGUUCCCAAACUUUUUCCUUAACAGAACAUUUAGCACAUUCUGAGUAUUAAGCAGGAUACUUUGAUUAUUUUGUAGAGAGAUUGAUUCACGUGGUUGCCUGCUAGUUAAUGAUUCCAGUAGUUUGUGGAACACCUACUCAGGCCUCUCAGAACACUAGGGCUCAGUGGAACACAGUUUGGGAAACACUGCUCUAACAUAAUAAUGGUUCAUAUGCCCUAAUGUACUUUUUUAGUUAACUAUUUAAUGUGUUUCAUGUAAAUAUAUCAAUGUGAAUGUGAUUAGUACAACAGUACAAUGUUCUCAGCAAAACACAUCAGGACUGGAGGGCCUAAUGGAAAGAUCACAAAUUGUAUCUACAAUUUAAGGCGAAAUAAUUCAUAUAGGUGUGACUGUGUGAUACAGGUGCAGACACAUGAGGUAUCUGCAUCUUCUUGACUGUUUUUAAUUUGUAUAUAUGUAAGAUUGGUUUUUCUUUUGAAACAACUCCAUUAUUUGUUAAUGUUAACUUGUCAAUGUUUUCUUUGACUUGGCUUUCUCAUUGUCCUUCAUUGCUUAGUUUGAGUUUCCAAUAGUCCAGUCCAAUAUUUGCUACCUAUUGUGUUCUACAGUUUUCUUGUUGGCUCUGUGUUCUUGUAUAGGAUUCACUGAGACCCACAAAAUCAUUAUUUGUUUCAGAUUUAGAAUGCACAUGUUUGUUCUGACAUUAGUUGAGCCAACUUUUACAAAUGACUAGAAACAUUGAAAAUGCAGAUUUGAUAAAAAAAAAGAAACAAUGCUUGAUUUUUGCUUUUGAUAAUUUCGUUUAUAAAACUUCAACUAGUUGUUUGAUGCAGUUCUUAUUGGUGUGUCAUUAACACUACUUAUGUUAAGUAAAACUAAUAUAGCUUUUUGAUAAAGUGUUCUACACACGUUUUUUUCAUUUUUGCAUGAUUCAUAUGUUCUUUCAGAGUUGAAAAUAAUUUACCUCCUAGUCCAAAUCUCCCACAGGAUGAGGGAGAUGGGAGCGGGCAGGGUUUGAACCCGGGACCAUAAAUAAGUUUGAACGACAGUCCAGCAUGCAAACUGCAUGACCAGGCAGCCAUUCUAUUCUAUAAAUUAUUUCCAAACACAUAUACUUUAAAUAUUAUACACAGAAACCUACCAAGUGUAUUAAAUGACAAACUCUAUAAGAAUAAUUAUUUUUGAACAAACUGACCUGUCCAUGUCUGUCUGUCUUUGUACUUAGUGAAUUUUAGUUUAUAAAUUAAAAUACUGCAUUCACUAAACCUUGUUUUUUUAAUAUUAAUAUAAAUAUUUGCUUUUUACAAAAAUAUUUCUAGCCUGGACUACAUUGAUUUGGAAGAAUGUAUUCAGAUUCAUAUAAUAUAAAAGCAUAUAUACCUUAUGCCUUUUGUUGUAGAAUAAUAGACAAUGAUAUAUUUUAUAGUUACUUUUUUGUAAUAUUUUGUACACUUUUUUUAAUGCAAUGUUUAAUUGACUAAUGCCAUUACUGCAUUGUUAAUUUGAUAGACACAGCGAUUUUAUUUGAUGCUUUCUCUGAGAGUUUCAGCCUAUGUUUCUCUUUAUUUCUCCUUAAGUGCUGAGCUUUUUGUAUUUUUUUAAAGCUGAAAACACAAUUGUCAAAUUAUGAAAUACUUUUAUUAUUUUGUUCCGGUGUUUAAUUUCUUAGACUUGUUGAUAUUAAAUACCCCACCCCUUCUCCUAUUUUUCAGUUAUGUAAUUCACAAAUGUAUAGCAGAAGGUACUUAAGUCAUAUAGCUGCAUGUCUAUUUUCAUGCACACAGUUACAGACUUGAAUGGAUUCAGGUGACUAUUUUAUGAUUCUUGUUCUGUAGUUGAUGGUGCUCACAGAGUGUAAAUAGAAAUAUCUCAACACUAUUUGCAUGUCUAUACUACACAUGUACAUAUAUAUAUAGAGCAGUGCUCCAAAUCUAAUAUUUAAAUUGUGUCUGUCCCAUUUGAAUGUUGUUUUAUUUUCUUUGUGCCUUUUUUUUUAUGCUUCCGUUGUUAACAUUUAAAAACUGUCAGAAAAUGUUCCUAUUUUAGGAAAGAAAUAAUUUAAGUCAUGUCACCAUGCCAUUUUUCCUCUCGGGACUACUCAGGGCUACAAAUAAAGGCAUACAAAAAAUGACGGAGAGCCUAGAUAGAGAAGCAUAAAGCCUUCGCAUAAACUUCGAUAAGACCUAAAUUUUGUGAGUGGGAUAUAAGGCAAAGGGUGCCCCCAUCAGACUUGGCGAGUCAAAGCUUGAAGAGCUGGACAAGUUCAUGUACCUUGGCAGCAUCAUAACAAAUGAUGGAGAUGCUUACCAUGAUGUAGCGUGCCGAAUAGGAAAGGCAGGGAGCAUUUUCCAAAGGCUGCAGCCUAUUUGGACUAGCCAAGCCAUUGGACUCGAGACAAAAAUUCACCUUCUCAACACAGUUGUCAUCCCAACUGCAACAAAUGCAUGUGAGACGAGACAUGGAAGUCAUCUGUCAAAAUUAAGAAAAGGCUAAAUGUGGCUCAACAAAAAUGGCUGAGACGGAUUUUGGGAGUCAGUUACACAGAUCGGAUCUCAAACAAGGAAAUCCUUUGCCGAACUGGGAGUCGAACACUUAGUGAGGUUGUGACAGAGCGUCGCAUGAGGUUUGCAGGACAUGUUCUGCGACAAAAUGAACUACGUAUACCAAGAGUUGCGAUGACAUGGAGGCCAAUAUGAGGUAAGCGCAAACAGGGACGUCCUCAUAUUACUUGGCGCCACACCUUCAUGGAGGUUCUCAGAACAGUGGACACCAGGUGGGAGGAGGCUUCAGACAUUGCCAACGACAGAUCUUUAUGGAGACAGCUUGCUGCCCAAUGCACUGAAAGACGCGGGAGGACCUAAGUCUAAGUAAGAUGUUUUAAAGGAGGUUUGACAAUAAUCUUUACAAGGAUCUUCUCAAGGCUAACCUGUUCAAUUGAUAAGGCUUGUCUUUGAGACUGAAGAUUAAGAAUAUUGCAGCAUUGAACCCAGGAGCUCUUUUUUUUUUCAUUUUGACAUACUCCCCCUUCCUUUUUUUUUUAAUAAGUAGUGGAAGAUUUUCUGUUUUUUUUUUCUUGGUUUAAGUUCUAAUGUACAUUUGACAAAAUGUUUCUAAACAUUAGGAAUGAUGUUAAUGUCUAUGAAUGCAUUCUACUGUUUGCUCUGUGUGCUUGUUUAGUUGUACAUAAGAAAUGAACAUGCUCAGGACACUGCAUCAUUUUGAACAAUAAAAAUAAAGCUGAGCCGAUGUAUAA
Biomphalaria glabrata is the source of this 11038-nucleotide messenger RNA. RefSeq names its product protein sidekick-2-like. Gene Ontology annotation, molecular function: protein binding. The transcript has 40 exons. NCBI's taxonomy places the organism in Eukaryota, Metazoa, Mollusca, Gastropoda, Planorbidae. The coding region runs from base 203 to 6769 and encodes 2188 amino acids. The record is from RefSeq and is a predicted model, not a curated record.